This is a messenger RNA of Neodiprion virginianus, 598 nucleotides long. Its product is annotated as putative nuclease HARBI1. The coding region runs from base 26 to 598 and encodes 190 amino acids. NCBI's taxonomy places the organism in Eukaryota, Metazoa, Arthropoda, Insecta, Hymenoptera, Diprionidae. The record is from RefSeq and is a predicted model, not a curated record. The transcript has 4 exons.
UCGUGGUCUACCAAUUCCACCUGUCAUGCAAUUAUUAAUAUGUCUACAAUUUUACGCUACCGCUAGCUUUCAACUCGUCAACGGAGAUCUGAUGGCUAUAUCUCAGUUUACAGUAUCCAGGAUAAUACACAGAGUAUCGGCUCAAAUUGCAUCAUUGAUUCACGCAGUUAUCAAAAUUCCUAGUAUGGAAGCUGCUAUGAUCGCAAACAGAGAUCUAUUCAGACAACUUGGUGCACGCAGGGAGGGUAUCGGUUUACCUGGCGUUAAUGGCGCUAUCGACUGUACUCACAUUCGAUUAUCUCAUACGAAAUUAGCAGAACUGCAGGAGGUUUAUAGGAAUCGUAAGGGAUAUUUUUCCCUCAAUGUACAGGCAAUGGUCGGACCGAAUAUGAAAUUCUUGGAUGUGGUUCCGGAAUGGCCUGGAAGUAACCAUGACAGCCAAAUAUUCCAAAACUCACGAAUUUACAUGCGGUAUCAUGAGAGACAACUUACUGGAACCCUGGUUGGAGAUGCCGGCUAUCCAUGCUUGCCAUUUCUGCUGACUCCACUGGCAAAUCCAAUUACAGAUGCUCAACAAAGGUAUAACAAUGCACUGUGA